AUGCUCCUCAUCACUCUGCUUGGUUUGAGCAGUGGAAUAUAUAACCCUGAUAUCUGGCUGGUUCCUGGGGAAACGGCAGUGUUUCAGCCCAGCACCACAUUGUUCAGCUCCAUCUCCUGGACCUUUUCCAACGUCACCAUCGUCGACAAAAACUUCACUGACCCUGAGUACACUGACCGCAUCACUCUUUUCUCCAAUGGAACCCUCCAGCUCCGCAUCGUCACACAUGAAGACCAAGGACCAUACACCGCCACCAUCACAUCAGCAGCAGGCCACACCCACAGCAGCACCUCCCACCUCAGUGUAUAUGAGCAAGUCCACAGUGUGGUUUUGGUGACACUAACCCCACCUGGACCCUUAAUUGAGUUCAGAAGCUUUGCAAACAUCACCUGUGCUGCAGGUGGUGGCACCGGCCUGGUGUACACCUGGUACAACGACAGCGCCGUAAUGUCCACCACAGCCCAAGACCUGUCCAUCGCCCGCCUCACCCGCUACGACAGUGGCCCGUUCCAGUGUCGGGUGACCAACCCCAUCAACUCGGUCUUAAGCCCGUCCCGCUACCUCAGCAUCAGCUACGGUCCGGAUAUAACAAACCUCACAACUGAUCCCAUACCCACUAAUGGAGUCUUCUACGAGGGGUCUGCAGUCACCAUAUACUGUAAUGUGAUCUCCAGCCCCACAGCCGUCAUCACCUGGUUUCAUAAUGGGGAGCCCGUGGAAUUUUCGUCGGACGAAGAGCUCUUUUUCGAGUACUUGGAUACCAAUGACAGUGGGGACUACAUGUGUCAGGCCUACAACCCAAUAACCCUGGUUUACGCAGUGUCCCAGCCGUUUGUCAUCUCUGUCAUAAAAGAUGUUCCUGUUGAAGGAGGUCUCUCAGUCGGAGCUAUUUAUGAACAAGAAGGGGCAGCAUCCUCCGUCUCACACUGCAGCCUGCCAGGGAGUCGCACAGACGCCUGCAGCUGGUUUCUUGGAGUAACUAAACAUUUCACCGUUAUGUCGGGGGCCCCUCCGGUGCUAAUGCGGCUGGUGGCUUCAGCCUUCUGUGUGGCAGAGAGAGCAGGGGCCAUAGUGCGCAGGGUUCUGCACAGUGGAGAGCUGGGCAUCGUGGAGAAGAGCGGUGCUAACGACCUGCAGACGCUGGCCGACAGACUGGCGCAGCAGAGCAUCUGUGCCUCUCUGUCCAGACGCUUCCCCAACCUCACCAUCAUCGGAGAAGAGGAUUUGCCCUCAGAGGAGGCGGGGGACGAGCUCAUCGAGAGUGGUCAGGCAGACGACGUCCUCCUCAAAACCUGUCCUGAGGAAUUUACAGACGUGAAGGAAGAGGAGCUCGUGGUGUGGGUGGACCCUCUGGACGGGACCAAGGAGUAUACAGAAGGCCUAUUGGAUAAUGUGACGGUCCUCAUCGGCGUUGCUCACAGAGGGAGAGCCAUUGCAGGCGUCAUCAACCAGCCGUUCUACAACUAUCAGCUAGGGUCGGGUGCCACUCUGGGCCGGACCCUCUGGGGGGUCCUGGGACUGGGGGCGUUUGGAUUUGAGCUAAAUGAAGCCCCCGCGGACAGACGCAUCGUCACAACCACCAGGUCCCAUAGCAACAAACUGGUCACAGACUGCGUGGACGCCAUGGAGCCACACGAGGUGGUCCGCGUAGGAGGAGCCGGGAACAAGAUCCUGCAGCUCAUCGAGGGCAGGGCUUCAGCGUACGUGUUUGCGAGUCCUGGCUGUAAGAAGUGGGACACCUGUGCUCCGGAGGCCAUCCUACAUGCAGUGGGAGGUAAACUCACAGACGUUCACGGAAACUCGUACCGUUACGACGCAGACGUAAAACAUAUGAACUCAGCCGGAGUUUUGGCCACGCUCCGGAACCAUCAGUUCUACAUCAGCAGAGUGCCCCCCUCUGUCCUGCAGGCACUGACAUGA
Molecule: messenger RNA, 1920 nt
Organism: Knipowitschia caucasica
Lineage: Eukaryota; Metazoa; Chordata; Actinopteri; Gobiiformes; Gobiidae
Source: the annotation of a GenBank genome assembly